Molecule: messenger RNA, 1196 nt
Organism: Xenopus laevis (African clawed frog)
Lineage: Eukaryota; Metazoa; Chordata; Amphibia; Anura; Pipidae
Product: histone H3
Exons: 1
Coding region: 388-798 (136 amino acids)
Source: RefSeq, a predicted model, not a curated record
AUACAAUCUGAGAUUAUCUAAACGGAAUAUAAGAAUGGGACACUGACUGUGCUUUAUAGACACUGAGAUUAUUUUGGCGGGCUGGCUAUGGCAGGGUUUUUUCACUGGUCCAAAAGGAAUUGUGAUUUACAUGACUUCAAGUUCCUUAUUAGCAAAUCAAAGAAGAAGAUUUAGAGCGGGCUCUUUUAAAUUUGAAUUCUAGCCUUCCCGCCAGGGUAUAAUUACGUCACAGAACGACUGGUUAUUGAUCAGCAAAUCAAAUGGGAGUAUUUAAAGCGGGCUCUCACAUUCGAUGUUAUAGCCUUCCAAUCAAAAACGAGAGACUGUGUAUAAAUAAGAGGCACGAAACCAUUCGCUUCAUAACAUUUUUUGUUGCGUUGUAUAGCUAUGGCUCGUACAAAACAGACCGCCCGCAAGUCCACCGGAGGGAAGGCUCCUCGCAAACAGUUGGCCACUAAGGCAGCCAGGAAGAGCGCUCCGGCCACUGGGGGUGUCAAGAAGCCGCAUCGUUACCGCCCAGGUACUGUCGCUCUCCGAGAAAUCCGACGUUACCAGAAAUCCACUGAGCUGCUGAUUCGCAAAUUGCCUUUCCAGCGCCUGGUUCGUGAGAUCGCUCAGGAUUUCAAGACCGACCUGCGUUUCCAGAGCUCGGCAGUCAUGGCUCUGCAGGAGGCCAGCGAGGCUUAUCUGGUCGGCUUGUUUGAGGACACCAACCUGUGCGCCAUCCACGCCAAGAGGGUCACCAUCAUGCCCAAGGACAUCCAGCUGGCCCGCAGGAUCCGAGGCGAGAGAGCUUAGAUACAGUUGCGACUUUUCUUACUAAACACAAAGGCUCUUUUCAGAGCCACCAAAUCCCAAAUUAAAUGAGUUCAACGCUCCAAUAUCUGUUCAUUCGGGGAAGCCCGUGAGAUCCUUGUGUAGAACCAAUUUCGAACAGCGGCAACAGCUGUGGUACCGGCAUCAUUAAUGCUUUUGUUUGUUUCUGCAAUCUCCCCCUUAUAUAAUGUGUAGCAAUUUCAAACUUGCCACGAUAUCUCGCUCAGUUAUCCACAAACAUAAGGGCUAAUACGAACAUCUGCGUUAUAUCUAACCAACUUCUAGACCUGCAACUUUUAUUGUGGCAUCCUCGUUUUUCAAGUAUUUACAUUGUAAUAGUCGUCGACCCCAGUGCUAAACCCAUCAGUCCCGCUGUAUAA